GGAGCGGGGGCCCGGCCCUGGGCAGCCCGGGCGGUGCUUCCACGAAGCCUUUCAGCCCUCGCUGGCGACGCAGCCGCGGCCCAUGGAGCCCGCCGGCCCGGCCCCCGGCCGCCUCGGGCCGCUGCUCUGCCUGCUGCUGAUCGCUGCGUCCUGCACCUGUACAGGAGGGACAGGUGAGGAGCUGCAGGUGAUUCAGCCUGACAUGUCAGUGUCGGUGGCAGCCGGAGAGACGGCCACUCUGAGAUGCACCCUGACCUCCAUUAACACCGUGGGACCUGUCAUGUGGUUCCGGGGGACAGGGCCUGGCCGGGUGUUAAUCUACGAUUUCAAAGGAGGCCUCGGCCCCCGAAUAACAACGGUUGGAGACCCCACGAAGAAAGACAACAUGGACUUUUCCAUCCGCAUCAGUAACAUCUCCCCAGCAGACGCCGGGACCUACUACUGUGUGAAGUUCCGCAAAAAGGACACUGACAACGUAGAGUUCAAGUCUGGAGCAGGCACUCAGCUCACCGUGAGUGCCAAACCCUCGCCCCCCGUGGUAUCAGCCCCCACGGGGAGGGCCGCACCUGGGCAGACGGUGAGCUUCACCUGCGAGUCCCACGGCUUCUCCCCCAAGGACAUCACCCUGAAAUGGUUCAGAGACGGGAAUGAGCUCCCAGCCUCCCGGACCGCCGUGGACCCAGAGGGAGACAGCCCUUCCUACAGCGUCUCCAGCACGGCCAGUGUGCAGCUGGCUGUGGGGAAUGUCCGCUCCCAGGUCAUCUGCCAGGUGGACCACGUCACCCUGCAGGGGGGCCCUCCUCUUCGUCAGACUGCCAACCUGUCUGAGGUCAUCCGAGUUCCGCCCACCUUGGAAGUUACCCAACACCUCAUGUCAGAGAACCAGGUGAACGUGACCUGCCAGGUGAAGAACUUCUACCCCCAGCGCCUACAGCUGACCUGGUUGGAGAACGGAAGCGUGUCCCGAACAGAAACACCCUCGACCCGCGUGGAGAACAAGGAUGGGACCUUCAGCUCGAGGAGCUGGAUCCUGGUUAAUUCAUCCGCCCACAGGGACGUGGUGCUCACCUGUCAGGUGCAGCACGAUGGGCAGCCGGCGGUCAGCAGGAACCUCACCCUGGAGGCCUCCGCUCACCAGAAGGGCCUGGGCCCAGGUGAACCCUCUGAUAAGAGUAACCACUUGAAUAAUGUCUUCAUUGCGGUGGGCGUGGUGUGUGCCUUGCUGGUGGCCCUGCUGAUCGCUGCCCUCUACCUCCUGCGAGUCCGGCAGAAGAAAGCCAAGGGCUCCACUUCUUCUACAAGGCUGCAUGAGCCCGAGAAGAACGCCAGAGAAAUAACCCAGAUCCAGGACAACAACGACAUCACAUACGCAGACCUGAACCUGCCCAAGAGAAAGAAGUCUGCCCCCCGGGCUGCUGAGUCCAACAACCACACGGAAUACGCCAGCAUUCAGGCUGUCCAGCAGCCCACGCCUGAGGACAGCCUUACCUAUGCUGACCUGGACAUGGUCCACCUCAACCGGGCCCCAAAGCAGUCAGCCCCCAAGCCCGAGCCAUCCCACUCAGAGUAUGCCAGCGUCCAGGUCCAGAGGAAGUGAAUAGGGCCUAGAUCGUCUCAGUUCAGUGCCCUUGAGCCUUCCUGUCCCACGACGGGCAGCCAGCCCAGUUCCCAGAGGGCUGUGGUGGCACAGGCCUUGGGACCCAAGGAUGAGGCUGGCUCUUGUCUCCCCAACCCGCUUGGCUCUCCAGCAUUUCCAGGGUGGCCACAGCCCCUCACACUACCACACACAGAGGCUGAUGCUGCCAGGCCAGCCGGGGAACCCACUUAGAACCGGCCAGGGCAGCCAAGGGUCCAAGAACUCUCAUGCUCCUCUCCAUCUACCGUGGGUCUUGGUCAUGGUCUUAGUGACUCUUGACAGCCUCCUUGAUGCUCUGCAGCCUGAUCUUCCAAGGUGAGGAGGAGAAAAAGCCCACCUGCUCCUCCCACCACCACCGCCACCGUCCAGCUGGGGCUUCGGGAAGAGUUCUGUUUAGAUUAAACCAUCCCAUCCAUGGAGAAGCUAGGAAAAAACUCUGGGACCACAUCCUGAGACUCAGUGAGGUUGCUGCCAGCCGUCCUGGCCUCCCGCAACCCUAGACUGACAAGUCACAAGCCCUGGGGAGGAGAAGACCCUCCAAGGAACCCUCCACCACCGCCAAGGACUGAGUAACAAGACCCUCCUCCUCCUCCUGCCCUCUGAGGCUCCUCGAGGACCCGGCAUCCUGAUGGUGACACUCCACGUGGACCUGCCUCUCCUUUCUAGACCUGAGCUUGCUUCCUCCAGCUAGCACUAACUCAGCAACAUCUCGCUGUGGACGCCUGUAAAUUAUUGAUAAAUGUGAAACGUGCAAUCUUGAAACUGAGGUGUUAGAAAAUUUGAUCCGUGGUGUUUUGUUCUGUUUUUUUUUUUUUUUUUUUUUUUCUUAAAACAACGGCAGCAUUAUCUUGGCUCUUUGUCAUGUGUUGAAGUACACAGUUGGGUCUUGUGCCGUCUACGGUGUAGUGGUUGGUUUCCUGGAGGGGAUGCCCUGCAGCAGGAAGUGUCUUUCCCCCGUGGCCCAGGGCGCUGAGGAUGGGGAAGAAGGUUCCAGUUUGGCUGCUCCAUGGAGAUGCUUAGCCUUCUCUCCAGGACUAAACUGACCACGUUCUCAACCAAGCCACGUGGCUGGUACUACCGCCUCCCUGCCCGCAGUGGGUAAGUCUGAACCUGCCAGUGCUGCUCCAGGCUGCCUCCUUCGCCCUGUGGUCUUGUCGAGACCUAAUGCCUCAGUCUGCUUGCCUGAAAAGAGGGGAGAGGAGAGAUGCCUCCCUCCCCUCCUCACCACUCCUCAUAAGCACUUUAGGGCCAUGCAGGGUAGAAAGCUGUGCCUGGCUUUUUUCCCCACUCCUUUAGCGACCUUCCCCCAUUCCCACUCUCUGAGCUGAUCUCUGCAGAGGGGAUCUUCCAUCUCUGCUCUCAGAGCCUAUUGGGAUCAAACUGGAUUAAAUCCAAGACAGACAGGCGGUCUGGGCAGCCAUGAAACCAGGACUGGCCCACCUUUCUGUCCCUCUGUUUCAGCAGGUUGGACAGAGACUGUGAUCCAUUGUCCUCUGACCCCUAUCCUUCCAUUUCAGUGUAGGAGCCUGGCUGGGCCCAGGGCAAGCAAAUGUUGCACGCUGUGUAUUCAGUCUUCACAUGUAACUGAUCAGCUCUCAGGGCCGAGACACUAAUCUUCGCUGCCUGCCCCCGCCCAGGUUCAGACAUCUGGUGCCCAAGGGAUAGCUGGCUCAGGCCAUCAGAGCAAGAGAGAAACUGAACUGUCCUGGCAGUCAGCAUGUCCCACAGGUGGAACUCUGGGCACUCAGCACAGACCCGGCUCUCUGGAGGACAGCAAUUUGAUGUUUCACAUGAUGGCAUCCAGGAAUGAGCUGAGCCAACAGGCCAUGUGGGCAGCUUUGGCCCGACAAGCUAGAGUUUCUCUGUGGCAUCUGGGAGCAGUGUCCCAGCCACCUGGCUCGGGUUAUUUCCAAAUUCCAAAAGGUUGGCUUGUAAACCUUUGUCUCCCUCUCUUCUGCCCAGAGAACGCACACACAUACACACUCACGCAGAAUCUUGAAAGAAUGUUUUCUUGGUGCCAUUUUAAUUUUAUUUUACUUUGAAUUUUGGAAGGGGAGUAACGGGAUGAGGCCAAGGAAGCCGUGUAGUUUUAGCUCCAGACUGGCAGCCUGGAGAUUCUCAUACCCUGUGUAUCGAACCCCAGGAAAAGGAAGAGGUCGAAACAACAGUGCGGAAGGAGCGUGGUUUCGAGAGUUUAUUUUAAGACUGCUGGGAAGGAAACAGGCCCCAUUUUGUAUAUAGUUGCAACUUAAACUUUUUGGCUUGCAAAAUAUUUUUGUAAUAAAGA
Messenger RNA from Pteronotus mesoamericanus, 3923 nucleotides. RefSeq names its product tyrosine-protein phosphatase non-receptor type substrate 1-like. The record is from RefSeq and is a predicted model, not a curated record. Lineage: Eukaryota; Metazoa; Chordata; Mammalia; Chiroptera; Mormoopidae. The transcript has 9 exons. Bases 83 to 1597 code for a protein of 504 amino acids. Gene Ontology annotation, biological process: positive regulation of T cell activation; positive regulation of phagocytosis. Gene Ontology annotation, cellular component: plasma membrane.